GUGUUCUCAAAAACUCAUUGUAAUCAGCCAAAAAUAGUUGGUGUUGUUAUUUCAUUCGACCGAUAUAACAUAACCUAGAAAAAUCGUAAAUUGACGUUUUGUUAUGUUGUUUAAUAUGCAACGGUUUCGACGGCGUUUACAGCUAAAAGUACGCGAAAAUUAACUAAACUAACCGUAAAAAGUAUUUUAAUCGAGACGUAUAUUUAAAAGGGUUAUAACAAAUGUAGAUUUACAACAAAAAAUCACUUGGGGUAUCGUGCAUAAACAAAACGAGAGUGGAGUUUUCGGCGUUAAGAAAAACCGUGAUAAAUGCCAAGCAUUACGAUGCUUGAGACUUAGUUGGAGUUUGUGCGAAGAUGUCCAAUAAUUUUCCCGAUCAAAAUCGCAUCGCAAAAUUAUCAAACACAGGGAAAAACGAUAAUUACUUUCACCCAUUGAACGAGGGCGUUGAUAUUGAUGAUUUAACACUUUCUUAUGAUCAUAUGUAUGCUUCUUCUAAUAGUGUUAUUAACGGUAUUGAAUCAACUGAGGAUAAUUGUCAAAGUUCCGAGGAUAACGAAGUUAAAUUUUUAAAGGACUGGUUGGUUAUUCAUUUGGACUUAAUUCAACAGCAAAACGAUGAAAUUUUAAAUAAAGACAAAACUAUAUUUAUUUUGAAACAAGAAAAUGAAAAGCUUAAAGAACGAUUGUUGUUUAUUGAAAAAGAUAUUUCUGUACAAAACAAUCAGGUAAUUAAUAACCAUAAAGAUACAGAGAUUAUUUCCGAAACUUUAAAUAACGAUAUGACCCAAGAUUUGACAACAAUCGACGAGGUAGAUAGUAAGGCUAUUGAGGAAGGCAUAAGUUCUGCCUUUCAUUUCGAGGGUGAUGAAGAAAAAAAACUCAAUUUUACCAUAACAAAUCACAUUGAAGAAGAAAAUAAAUUAAACAUUAUAACCGAAUCUGAAGAAUCAAUUAAAAACAAAGAAAUCAUAAAAAGUCCGGAUCAUAUGAACGAUUUGGACACCUUAGCUAAAUACGAAGGUAGUUACACGGUCCAUAAUUCAAUAGAAAACAAUUCAAUGAAGAAUUUAAAGAUGAGUAUAAGGAGGAAAAGGUUAUGUAGUAACUCCUCUGUAUUUUCUAAUGAUACAGUAUCGGAUGAUAAAAAAAAUUAUAGGAGAUCAAGAAAACGACGGAAAGAUUCUUUCGAUCCUGAUCAUAUAAUGUCAUGUAACGACCAAUACGUCACCCACGCAGGCGAAACAAAUUAUAGUAUUACAAACCCAUUGGAUUUAACAAACGAUUUACCCGCAAAUUCAAACGCGAGUAACUUAGAAGUCCCUCGAUGGCGAAUAAAAUCGUACACGAGUUGUUAUACGAUGGAAGGUACGGAAAAUUUAGAAGACGACGCUUUUAAUAAAAGACACGCGAGGUUAGAAUACGAUGAAAGGAGACGAAAACGAUGGGAUGUACAAAGGAUACGCGAACAAAGAGUGAUUGAAAAAUUAAAACUGCGGCAAGAAAAAAUCGGAUCUGGUUCAAGAAACGAAGAUACAACACCAUUGGAAACUUUAUUACCAACCCUCGAUGAUAUUAAAUAUAUUGAAGUAUGUGAUAUGCUCCCAGUGAGCGCUUUCGGUUCACCUUUAACUAAAUUUCAAUACAGUGAGUUUAGUUUACCGUGGUUGAAUAAUCCGAAUAGUGGGACAAGGCGAGGGAUUUCUAAACGGCAAAGGGCUAAACGACGUGUAAAUUCGAAACGAUAGACUGCAAGAUUGUUCACGGUUAGAAUAAAUAGGAAGAAUGGGAUUAAAGGAUUAAUUAAGAGUGAAAGUGUAAUUUUAGUGUUGGAAAAAUUAUGAAAAUCUCGAAUAAAAUAGUCAUCUCCAAGUGAUCUCCUAGAAUGAAAAAAUGUUAGAAAUUUGACCUCAUUUUUAUGCUAAAUUACAUGUUUCUUUUUCUUAUUGUAUAUGUUGAUUAAUUCUACAAUUUUUUUAUGUUAUUUUUAUAAACUAAAUCUUUUUAAUUUAUACAUACAUGAACAAGAAUUUUUGAGUAGGUUAUUGUAAAGAAUUUAUUCUUAGUGUGUAUCUCGAUCAUGGAAGCUUUAUUAUUAUAUACAUUAUAAUAUUGAUAGAAUUUAAGUAUAAUUUAUUUAUUUUUGUACCUAGACUAGAUCGAUCGAAUUAUAUUUACCACACAGUUUUAUUUUGUAUAAUUUUUAUAAGAUCUGAAAUGAUUGUUAUGAAAAAAACAUAUGUUUGAUAACCUCAUUGGAAUUUUUAGGAUAUUUAAUAAAUUCUAGUUUAUAACAUUCGUUUAUUAUUAAAUAAAAGUAAUCACAAUCAUUUCGAAUCUUAUGAAUAACACUCUAUGUUCCAUUAUCAUUUGAUAUGAUAGUUGUAACAUUGUAAAUUAUAAAUCAAAGUACAUCACAUUAAAUUUACGAUGAUUAUUUUUAUCGGAGAAAAGUCAAAGAAAAUUGUGUUAUGUAGAUAAAAAUUGAACUAAAUCGAUAAUUGUAUAUAUUUCCAUCAA
Messenger RNA from Onthophagus taurus, 2520 nucleotides. RefSeq names its product male-specific lethal 1 homolog. Gene Ontology annotation, cellular component: MSL complex. The record is from RefSeq and is a predicted model, not a curated record. Gene Ontology annotation, molecular function: chromatin binding. NCBI's taxonomy places the organism in Eukaryota, Metazoa, Arthropoda, Insecta, Coleoptera, Scarabaeidae.